Messenger RNA from Ailuropoda melanoleuca (giant panda), 3438 nucleotides. It is a transcript of the gene GORASP1, whose product is annotated as golgi reassembly stacking protein 1. The record is from RefSeq and is a predicted model, not a curated record. Gene Ontology annotation, cellular component: Golgi apparatus. Bases 237 to 1529 code for a protein of 430 amino acids. Gene Ontology annotation, molecular function: protein binding. NCBI's taxonomy places the organism in Eukaryota, Metazoa, Chordata, Mammalia, Carnivora, Ursidae. Gene Ontology annotation, biological process: Golgi organization. The transcript has 9 exons.
CGGGACGCACUUGCGCACUUAGGUCAUAUUUGUGAUCGCCUCCUUACUGGGCCUGGGGACAGAGCCGGCAAGACCAGGACCCUAACCCCCCGUCCUUGGGUCCAUGGAUUCGGGGUAGCCAAGUGGAUGCCAACCGCCAGGGAGCCUGCCGGCGCGCAUCCCGCCGUCUUGGGGUCGGACGGGCCUCCGGUCCAGGGCUCAAGGAGCAGAAACAACCAGCCAGGGAGAGCCUGAGAAUGCCGCAGAAGGUGCAGGAGAACUCCCCAGCCCAGCAGGCGGGCCUGGAACCCUACUUUGACUUCAUCAUCACCAUCGGGCACUUCAGGCUGAACAAGGAGAAUGACACGCUGAAGGCCCUGCUGAAGGCCAACGUGGAGAAGCCCGUGAAGCUGGAGGUGUUCAACAUGAAGACCAUGAGGGUGCGCGAAGUGGAGGUGGUGCCCAGCAACAUGUGGGGCGGCCAGGGCCUGCUGGGCGCCAGCGUGCGCUUCUGCAGCUUCCGCAGGGCCAGCGAGCACGUGUGGCACGUGCUGGAGGUGGAACCCUCUUCACCUGCCUCCCUUGCUGGCCUGCGCCCCUACACAGACUAUGUGGUUGGCUCAGACCAGAUCCUCCAGGAGUCCGAGGACUUCUUUACACUCAUCGAGUCCCACGAGGGGAAGCCCUUGAAGCUGAUGGUUUACAACUCCGAGUCCGACUCCUGCCGGGAGGUGACUGUAACUCCCAACGCAGCCUGGGGUGGAGAGGGCAGUCUGGGCUGUGGUAUUGGCUACGGGUAUCUACACCGGAUCCCAACCCAGCGCCUCAGCCACCACAAGAAGCCACCUGGUGCCUCGCCUCCCAGUACCCUGCCUCCUGACGCCCUGCUUCCUGAUGUCCUUCCUCCUGGUGCUCCGCCACCGGGACCCAUCCCCCAGGACUCUCCUGCCCCUCCUGGCCCAGAGACGGGCUCCAGGCAGGAUGACUACAUGGAGGCCCUGCUGCAGGCACCUGGCUCCUCCGUGGAGGGACAGCUUUCUGAGCCUGGGAGUCCCAGCCGUGGCGCGCCAGACCUUGGGGGAUUUCCACGUGCCAUGGAGACUCCUCUUCAGCCUCCACCUCCAGUGCAGCGCGUCAUGGACCCAGGCUUCCUGGACGUGUCGGGUAUCUCCCUCUUGGACAGCAGCAAUGCCAGUGUCUGGCCCAGCCUGCCCUCUGCCACAGAGCUGACCUCCACAGCUCUCUCAGCCUCCGGGCCCGAGGACGUCUCCAGCAGUGGUUCUCAUGAGCGUGGUGGUGAGGCCACAUGGUCCGGAUCAGAGUUUGAGGUCUCCUUCCCGGACAGCCCAGGCACGCAGGCCCAGCCAGACCACCUGCCUCAGCUAACCCUUCCCGACAGCCUCACCUCUGCAGCCUCACCAGAAGACGGGCUGUCUGCUGAGCUGCUUGAAGCACAGGCUGAGGAGGAGCCGGCAAGCACAGACAGCCCAGAUUUCGAGGCAGAGGCUGAGGAGGCAGCCAGCCAGGCCCGGCUAUCCGCCCCUGAAUAACGCCCUAGGCCGUGUCGAGGCCCCUGAUGGCAUUUCGUGAGGCCUAGGUGUGGGGAAGCAGCUUAGGCCACACUACGCGCAGCCCAGCCCCUUGCCUGACCCCGGCCGUGUGUGCAGCUUCCUAGGCGGUGGCUCCCAGGAUGUGCGGGGACUUCUGCAGGGACAGGGCUUGUGUGUCCACACAGACCCUACUGGUGUCCAAGAAAUGACCUCCCAGCAUUAAUUCUGCCUGAUAGUCCUGGCUUUGGGGAAUCGGGCACUUGUGAGUCUCAGACAAGUCCUUUUGGGGUGGUGGAGGGCUGGGAGCAGCACCCAGAUUAAGUUUUGCAGGAGCUUGGGUGGGGCAGCGAGCCUCAGUGGGUAGGAAGAGGAGGCCAUGGGCCUUGGGGAAGGGCAUCUUUCGGCCAUGUACCCUUAAGUCCAGUGCUUGCUCCUGCUCUGGACACUAUGGCUGCCCAGGAGGCAGCAGGGUCCACACAGGGUCGGGUGUGCAGAUGGAGUGAAGGAGGAAGGGAUAGGUCUGGAGAGUUUGCCUAACUCUUGGUAGGGCUUGCCUUGAUUCUUCUUGCGCAGCUCGGCUAGCCCCGUGUGCACUAGAAGGCAGCCCCACGCCUUGGGGAUCCCUGAAGCCCCAAUUACCGUCUCUUCUGUCAUGUGCCCUCAUCUCUAUACACUGCACAGUCACUCGGCUGACUGACAUCUGCCAGUUACAGCUGGAGGAGAGAAGCGGUGACCUUGUCCACCUCUCCUGGAAGAGGAGGACUGGAAAUUCUAGGCCCUUCAGCAGAGACUCACUUGUUCUUGGACCACGAUGUUUCUUCUUCCCAGGGCCUACACCCCACAGACCCAGUAUCCCUAGUGGUGACUCCUGUCAGCUCCCAAACUUCUACAACCAUAUCUUGUAAAUAUACAAGGCAUCCAGUCAGCCCCAGUGGUGAAUAAAAAUUGCAAAUCUAAGUUCACCAUCCUAAGCAGACUCUCAAAGCCAAUCCUGACUGGUCUCUUUACACACAGCUCCCACCCUAUGGGGGAACAAGGGGCCUGGACGAGAGUGGGUCCAUUCUGUUCUUUUCCAUAGAAUGGGAGGAGGCUGUUCCCUUCACCCCAGGUGCCCCAAGAGGCUAAGACUAGGCCAGGUCUUCUGCUCUACCUGGUUCCUGCAGGAAAAGGAGGGCUCCACGCAGGAACGGCCUCUCAUCCCCUGAAGUCCCUCACCUUCCCACUUCUUGCUGAUUGCCACGAAAGCUGCCUCUGGCCUGGUCUUCUAGCUGCUACCCAGUUUAAAGUCCCACCUUUGCCGCUUGAUCUGUAAUAUGUGCACUUAACAGAGCAUUCAGAGUUCUGUUAGGCCCACAGGACAAGGAUUGUCUGCUCUGGAAGGCACAGAGCAAGUAUAUGCAGGGAGGGCCCCAAUUAGCAAACACUUCAAAUUUCUAGCACUGUGACUGCAUUUGAAGCAAGCCCUUGUCAAGCCUACCAGAGCAGCUGAUAAGCCUGCUGAACAGGGAGGCAUUGUGUCCGAAGCCAGGGCUGCAGCUGGGUUCUUGGAUUGUCUGGGAGCCCAGUGUCCGCCUGUAGGAGGAAUCCAGGAGGUAGAAGAGAAUCACCACAGGACUGUUCUGAGGCCUGCUUCCCUGAACUGCUGCCUGGCAGUCUGGUCCAAAGUCACCCUCACCCUAGCAUUCUGGCUCUUUCCUCCCUCACUUUUACAUACUCCCCGCCCUAAAUAGGGGGAUACAAUGGUACUGAUGCUAAUGAUGCCAGGGUAAACAUGGAACCAGAAGUUUCUCCGUAAUCUGCUAUGAAGGAAAAUGACAAGUGAAAGAAAUAAAGGUGUACUACACUUUGAAAUAUUGUAACUAAAGCCUUUAUUCUAUACAACUGUGAAAUACAGAUUUUUACCCUUUUG